This is a messenger RNA of Acanthopagrus latus (yellowfin seabream), 2744 nucleotides long. It is a transcript of the gene mef2cb, whose product is annotated as myocyte enhancer factor 2cb. The transcript has 11 exons. Gene Ontology annotation, biological process: heart development; positive regulation of transcription by RNA polymerase II; cell differentiation. The coding region runs from base 746 to 2224 and encodes 492 amino acids. The record is from RefSeq and is a predicted model, not a curated record. Gene Ontology annotation, molecular function: DNA-binding transcription factor activity, RNA polymerase II-specific; histone deacetylase binding; protein dimerization activity. NCBI's taxonomy places the organism in Eukaryota, Metazoa, Chordata, Actinopteri, Spariformes, Sparidae.
GCGCUGGGAGAGAGGAGAGGGUUUGGGGAAAGACUCCGUCAGGAUUGUGAGGGGGGAGAAAAAGGGAACAGAAUCAGAACCUCUCCAACAUCACCAAUCAAGCUCCAAGACGUCCAGCAGCGCACCAGCACCACCUCCACCUCCACCACCAUCAUCGGCGCUCCACCGGGUCCCUCCCUCUCCGCUCACCGGCACCUCGCAGAGAGAGACCAGGCGACGCGUCCUCGCCGCCUCCUGAGCAGACACUGUCCGAUCAGAGGGAGAGAGAGGGAGAGCGAGAGAGAGAGAGAGCGAGAGAGAGAGAGAGAGAGAGAGAGAGAGAGUAGUUUCUCUGACAUUAUAGAGACUCCUUCCACGUACUGCGCGUUACUUUUUUUUUCCUCCCGGCGACGUCUCUCUGCUAAGUUGCGCUCCUGGAUUUUAAGUGCGUCUUGGCGAAAAAAAGUCCGUCACCGUCAAGCAGCGGCUCCAAACCCCCUCCCUCCCGUCAGCCCGGCCGGACCGAACAACCGGCGGACCGCUUGUUGUUGCCUUUUCACUUCAACCCACCCGGACAAGAUUUCCACGCGAAAUAAAGUACGGAUGCUGGAAUCUUUGAGUUGAUUGGAACAAAUAGAAAGCGGAAAAAAAAAGGCAGAUAAAGAGAGAGCGGAAGAUUGAAGAGAAAGAAGAAGAAGACAGAGGAGAGUGAAGAAAAAGGCAUAAAGUUCUUUAGAGAGAGGAGAGAAAGAAAGAGACGGGGACGAUGGGGAGGAAAAAGAUUCAGAUCACGCGGAUUAUGGAUGAACGCAACAGACAGGUGACAUUUACAAAGCGAAAGUUUGGCCUGAUGAAGAAGGCGUACGAGCUGAGUGUGCUGUGUGACUGUGAGAUUGCCCUCAUCAUCUUCAACAGCACCAACAAGCUGUUCCAGUAUGCCAGCACAGACAUGGACAAGGUCCUGCUUAAAUACACCGAGUACAACGAGCCCCAUGAGAGCAGGACCAACUCUGAUAUUGUGGAGACAUUGAGAAAGAAGGGCCUAAACGGUUGUGACAGCCCAGACCCCGACGCAGACGACUCGGCAUUGAGCAAGAAGGAGAACAAAGGCGGCGAGAGCCCGGAGCUCGAGUCUGCUCUCAUCCUCACCCCACGCACUGAGGAGAAAUACAAACAGAUAAACGAGGAGUUCGAUCACAUGAUUAAAACUCAUAAGAUACCUGCCGUGCCACCAUCAAACUACGACAUGCCCGUGUCCAUUCCCGUUAGCAACCAGAACAAUCUCAUCUACAGCCAUCCCGGUGGUUCCUUAGGCAACCACAACCUGUUGCCCCUGGCGCACCAUGGCCUACAGAGAAACAGCAUGUCUCCCGGAGUUACUCACAGACCCCCCAGUGCAGGUAAUACAGGUGGCCUCAUGGGUGCUGACCUCACCACUGGCGCAGGCACCAGUGCUGGAAAUGGAUAUGGGAACCACCGCAACUCGCCCGGUCUGCUGGUCUCUCCAGGUGGCAUGAACAAGAACAUGCAGGCUAAGUCUCCCCCGCCCAUGAACUUGGGCAUGAACAACCGCAAACCUGACCUACGCGUGCUCAUCCCCCCUGGUGCCAAGAACAACAUGCCCUCCAUCAACCAGAGAAUAAACAACUCGCAGUCUGCUCAGUCAUUGGCCACCCCAGUGGUAUCAGUAGCAACUCCCACUCUACCAGGACAAGGCAUGGGCGGCUACCCAUCUGCCAUCUCGACUUCUUAUGGUACCGAGUAUUCCCUGAAUAGCGCAGACCUGUCCUCCCUGUCUGGCUUCAACAGCGGCAGCUCCCUUCACCUCGGCUCAAUGAGCGGGUGGCAACAGCAACACCUUCAGAACAUGCAGCAUUCAGCUCUCGGCCAGCUAGGAAAUUGCUCUAGCUCUCACUUAUGUCAGGGUUCAAAUCUCUCCCUGCCCUCUGCUCAAAGCCUGCACAUCAAGUCCGAACCUGUUUCUCCUCCUAGAGAUCGCACCAGCAGCACACCGGGGGGCUACGGUGGCGGGGUACCCACUCCCCAGAACCACUCGUCUCGCCAGGACUCGGGACGCUCCCCCGUCGAUAGCCUGAGCAGUUGUAGCAGCUCCCACGAGGGCAGCGACCGCGACGAGCACAGGAACGAGUUCCACUCACCUCUGGGACUGGCCCGGCCCGCCCUGGACGAGCGCGAGAGCCCCUCCAUCAAACGGGUGCGUCUGUCAGAAGGAUGGGCGACAUGAUAGCUCUGUCCUCUCCCCGGCAGUGCCCCGAGUUGCCCUGAGCGCCGGCACCAACCCCUCCACCGCCCGACAAUGCAGCGUUACGAUGCCCCCCCCAAAAGUCAAACUCCCUCCUCCGCCUCCUCUCACUCGAUAUCACGAGUCACUCACCGCCCAGCCCCAUGGCCUCUACUCCUUUAUCCUCUUUAACGCUGAAGGAAAGAAAAGGGACAUCCCUUUUCACAAAAUAUGUUUGUAAUUUCUUUUUCCUUUUUUUUUUUAUUUUCUUUCUUUUUUUUUUUUUUUUUUGCUGAGUGUGCGUGUGCUAUACAUAUUGACAUUAUAUAAACCAGUGGGGUGUUGUGAUGGGGGUUUGGGAGGGCGGGGUGUUGGUUUGGGACGGGAUCAGGGGGUAUUUUUUUGUUGGGGAACUAUGCAUAAAUUGUAUCGUGUGUGGAUAAAAAAGAAUCACGUAUGCAUAUAUCUUUACACGUGUGUGUAUGUGUACAUAUAUGCAUAUCAACAAAUAAACAAAAAAAAA